UUAAACCUGUCCUCUCGCUGUGAUUGGCUGGAUGCACGUCGCUCGCGGCUGCUGCCAACUAUGGAAACGAAGCGGGUCGCGCGCGCGGCUCCACCCCCAGGUGUCGCGGGGCGGUUUAAAUAGUGUGGAAGAAGGAAGGACCAAAUCCUCAUCAUCGUCAUCAUCAGUUCAUUUACCUGACAUGAUUUUCUCAUAUCCCUGGUUUUGAGCCUCCAUUCUGCUGCUCUGAGGGCUGAAGCACUGCACACAGGUCAGAGGUCAACCCGACACCCAUCGACCCACCAGAGGCUGACCCAGUCGCCAGUGUCGAUCCACACGUCAGCUCCACCGCCUCUGAACCGCCAGCGAUCCAGACCGAUUCAUCCGCUAACGGCGAUACUUCCAACAUGGCUGACCCGGCCCCCGACGAUGCCAAGUUCCUCUUCUUGGAUAAUGACUUUCGCAACAGCGGGGUGGCGCAAGCCGAUUGGACGGCCAAGAAGAUGGUGUGGAUACCGUCGGAGAAGGAGGGCUUCGAGGCUGCCAGCAUAAAGGAGGAGAAGGGUGAUGAGGUGCUGGUGGAGCUCUCCAACGGUCAGAAGAUGACGGUGAACAAAGACGACAUCCAGAAGAUGAACCCGCCAAAGUUCAGCAAGGUGGAGGACAUGGCCGCCCUCACCUUCCUCAACGAGGCCUCCGUCCUCCAAAACCUGCGAGAGAGAUACUUCUCCAGCCUGAUCUAUACGUACUCAGGUCUGUUCUGUGUGGUGGUGAACCCUUACAAGAUGCUGCCCAUCUACUCUGAGAAGAUCAUUGAGAUGUAUAAGGGCAAGAAACGCCACGAGGUGCCGCCUCACAUCUACUCCAUCACAGACAACGCCUACAGGAACAUGAUGCAAGACCGUGAGGAUCAGUCUAUUCUCUGCACAGGUGAGUCUGGAGCGGGGAAGACGGAAAACACCAAGAAGGUGAUUCAGUACCUGGCUGUCGUCGCCUCGUCACACAAGGGCAAGAAGGACGCGACCCCUCAGCCGCAGCAGGCAGGAUCUCUGGCAUACGGGGAGCUAGAGAAGCAGCUGCUGCAGGCCAAUCCCAUCCUGGAAGCAUUCGGAAACGCCAAAACCAUCAAGAAUGACAACUCCUCACGAUUUGGAAAGUUCAUCAAGCUCAACUUCGAUGUGACCGGUUAUAUUGUCGGGGCCAAUAUUGACACCUACCUGCUGGAGAAGUCUCGCUGUAUCCGUCAGAGCAUGACUGAGAGAGCCUUUCACAUCUUCUACUACAUGGUGGCCGGAGCCAAAGACAAGCUGAGGGAGGAGCUUCUGCUGGAGGACUUCAGCUGCUACCGUUUCCUGGUGGCCGGCCACGUGGAGAUCUCCGGUCAGGAGGAUGACGAGAUGUUCAUUGAGACUCUGGAGGCAAUGGAGAUCAUGGGCUUCACUGAGGAGGAGAGAAUGGGGAUGAUGAAGGUGGUGUCCACUGUGCUCCAGCUGGGCAACAUCAAAUUUGAGAAAGAGAGGAACAGCGAGCAGGCCACCAUGCCCGACGACACGGCUGCUCAGAAGGUGUGUCACCUGCAGGGCAUCAACAUCACCGACUUCAUCCGAGCCAUCCUCACUCCUCGAAUCAAAGUGGGCCGGGAGGUGGUGCAGAAGGCACAGACCAAGCAGCAGGCUGAUUUUGCGGUGGAGGCUCUGGCUAAGGCCAUGUACGAGCGCCUGUUCCGAUGGAUCCUGGCCAGAGUCAACAAGACGUUGGACAAGAGCAAGAGGCAGUCGUCCUCCUUCCUGGGCAUCCUGGACAUCGCUGGCUUUGAGAUCUUUGAGGACAACUCCUUCGAGCAGCUCUGCAUCAACUACACCAACGAGCGUCUGCAGCAGCUCUUCAACCACACCAUGUUCGUCCUGGAGCAGGAGGAGUACAAGCGAGAGGGCAUCCAGUGGAGCUUCAUCGACUUCGGCCUGGACCUGCAGCCCUGCAUCGAGCUCAUCGAGAGGCCGAACAACCCUCCUGGCAUACUGGCCCUGCUGGACGAGGAGUGCUGGUUCCCCAAAGCCACCGACGUCUCCUUCGUGGAGAAACUGCUGAACACUCACACCGGUCACGUUAAAUUCUCCAAACCCAAACAACACAAAGAUAAACUGAUGUUCACUGUUCUGCACUACGCUGGUAAGGUGGACUAUAAUGCAGCUAACUGGUUAACUAAGAACAUGGAUCCUCUGAACGACAACGUGACGGCUCUGCUCAACAACUCCUCCAGCAACUUCAUCCAGGACCUGUGGAAAGACGCGGAUCGAGUGGUGGGUCUGGAGACCAUAACCAAGAUGUCAGAGAGUUCGGCGCCCCCGAAAUCCAAGAAAGGUAUGUUUCGCACAGUGGGUCAGCUGUACAAGGAGUCUCUGGGCAAGCUGAUGACCACGCUGCACAACACGCAGCCCAACUUUGUCCGCUGCAUCAUCCCCAACCACGAGAAGAGGGCUGGGAAGAUGGACUCCAACCUGGUGCUGGAGCAGCUCAGGUGUAACGGCGUGCUGGAGGGCAUCAGAAUCUGCAGGCAGGGAUUCCCCAACCGCAUCGUGUUCCAGGAGUUCAGACAGAGAUAUGAGAUCCUGGCUGCCAAUGCCAUCCCAAAGGGCUUCAUGGAUGGGAAGCAGGCGUGCUGUCUGAUGGUGAAGCACCUGGAUCUGGAUCCUAACCUGUAUCGUAUCGGUCAGAGUAAGAUGUUCUUCAGGACGGGAGUCCUGGCCCAGCUGGAGGAGGAGAGGGACCUCAAACUGACCGUCGUCAUCAUCGCCUUCCAGGCACAAGCAAGAGGCUUCCUGGCCCGCAAAGCUUUCAGUAAACGUCAGCAGCAACUGACUGCCAUGAAGGUGAUCCAGAGGAACUGCGCCUGCUACCUCAAACUCAAGAACUGGCAGUGGUGGAGGCUCUUUACCAAGGUGAAGCCCCUGCUGCAGGUCACCCGACAAGAAGAAGAAAUGGGUCAGAAAGAUGAGGAGCUAAAGGCAGCAAAGGAGGUGGCGGCCAAGGUGGAGACCGAGCUGAAGGACAUCACCCAGAAACACACCCAGCUGAUGGAGGAGCGAGCCCAGCUGGAGAUGAAGCUGCACGCGGAGACAGAGCUCUACGCUGAGGCGGAGGAGAUGAGGGUGCGGCUGGAGGCCAAGAAGCAGGAGCUGGAGGAGGUGCUGCACGAGAUGGAGUCUCGGCUGGAGGAGGAGGAGGACCGCAGCAACGCCCUGCACAACGAGAGGAAGGAGAUGGAGCAGCAGCUGCAGCUGAUGGAGGCCCACAUAGCAGAGGAGGAAGACGCUCGUCAGAAGCUGCAGAUGGAGAAAGUGUCUGUGGAGGGAAAAGUCAAGAAACUGGAGGAGGACAUUCUGAUGAUGGAGGACCAGAAUAACAAACUGCAGAAGGAGCGAAAGCUUCUGGAGGAGCGGCUGGCUGACAUGAGCUCUAACCUGGCAGAGGAGGAGGAGAAGUCCAAGAACCUGUCCAAACUCAAGACCAAACACGAGUCCAUGAUCUCAGAGCUGGAGUUGCGCAUGAAGAAGGAGGAGAAGGGUCGCCUGGACAUGGAGAAGGCCAAGAGGAAGGUGGAGGCGGAGCUGGGCGACCUGCAGGAGCAGCACGCCGACCUGCAGGCCCAACUAGCCGAACUCCGAGCCCAGCUGGCCGCCAAGGAAGAGGAGCUGCAGGCCACGCAGGCCCGUUUGGAGGAGGAGUGCAACCAGCGUGGGGCGGCAGUGAAGCGAGUUCGGGAGUUGGAGGUUUUGAUCUCGGAGCUGCAGGAGGACUUGGAGGCGGAGAGGGCGGCCAGGGGGAAGGUGGAGGCGGCCCGGCGAGACCUCGGAGAGGAGCUGAACGCUCUGCGCACCGAGCUGGAGGACAGCCUGGGUACCACCGCCGCCCAGCAAGAGCUAAGGGCCAAGCGUGAGCAGGAGGUGAGCAUGCUGAAGAAAGCCAUGGAGGAUGAGGGGCGGAGCCACGAGGCCCAAGUCCAGGACCUGAGACAGAAACACAGCCAGGCUGUGGAGGAGCUCACUGAGCAGCUGGAGCAGGCCAAGAGGGUGAGAGCUGGUCUGGAGAAAGCCAAGCAGGCUCUGGAGAAGGAGUCUGCAGAUCUGAGCGCUGACCUGCGAUCCCUCGCCAGCGCCAAACAGGACGUGGAGCACAAGAAGAAGAAGGUGGAGGGCCAGCUGAACGAGUUGAACUCGCGCUUCAACGAGAGCGAGCGGCAGAGGACCGAGCUCGGGGAGCGAGUCUCCAAGUUGACUACGGAGCUGGACAGUGUGACGGGUCUGUUGAACGAGGCAGAAGGAAAGAACAUCAAGCUGAGCAAAGACGUCUCCAGUCUGUCCUCCCAGCUCCAGGAUGCACAGGAGCUGCUGUCAGAGGAGACCCGACAGAAGCUGAAUCUGUCUGGACGUCUGCGUCAGACGGAGGAGGACAGGAACAGCCUGAUGGAGCAGCUGGAGGAGGAGACGGAGGCCAAGCGGGCCGUGGAGAGGCAGGUCUCUAGCCUCAACAUGCAGCUGUCGGACUCCAAGAAGAAGCUGGACGAGAUGUCGGGCACGGUGGAGGCGCUGGAGGAGGGGAAGAAGCGUCUGCAGCGCGAGCUGGAGGCGGCCAACAGCGACUACGAGGAGAAGGCGUCGGCCUACGACAAGCUGGAGAAGAGCCGCGGCCGGAUGCAGCAGGAGCUGGAGGACGUCCUCAUGGACCUGGACAGCCAGCGGCAGCUCGUCUCCAACCUGGAGAAGAAGCAGAAGAAGUUUGAUCAGAUGCUGGCAGAGGAGCGCGCCGUGUCCUGUAAGUUUGCGGAGGAGCGGGAUCGGGCGGAGGCGGAGGCGAGGGAGAAGGAAACGCGCGUCUUGGCUCUGGCCAGAGCGCUGGAGGAAAACCAGGGCGCUCUGGAGGAGGCGGAGAAGACCAUGAAGGGGCUCCGCGCUGACAUGGAGGACCUCAUCAGCUCCAAGGAUGACGUGGGGAAGAGUGUCCACGACCUGGAGAAGGCCAAGCGCGGUCUGGAGGCCAUCGUGGACGAGAUGAGGACUCAGAUGGAGGAGCUGGAGGACGAGCUGCAGGUGGCCGAGGACGCCAAGCUGCGUCUGGACGUCAACACUCAGGCUCUCCGAGCGCAGCACGAGAGGGAGCUGCACGCCCGCGAUGAGCUGGGCGAGGAGAAGAGGAAGCAGCUGCUCAAACAGGUGCGUGAGCUGGAGGCGGAGCUGGAGGAGGAGAGGAAGCAGCGAGGUCAGGCAUCGGGCAGCAAGAAGAAGCUGGAGGGGGAGCUGAAGGACAUGGAGGACCAACUGGAGGCCACCAGCAGGGGGCGCGACGAAGCUGUCAAGCAGCUCCGCAAGAUCCAGGGCCAGGUGAAGGAUCUCCAGAGGGACCUGGAGGACUCGCGGGCGGCCCAGAAGGAGGUCCUGGCCUCAGCCAGAGAGUCUGAGCGCAGAUCCAAGGCCAUGGAGGCGGACAUCGUCCAGCUGCACGAGAUGUUGGCAGCAGUCGAGAGAGCUCGUAAGCAGGCCGAGGUGGAAAGAGACGAGCUGUCUGAAGAGCUGGCCAGUAACUCUUCUGGAAAAUCGCUAAUGUCGGAUGAGAAGCGUCGCCUGGACACUAAGAUCAGCCAGCUGGAGGAGGAGCUGGAGGAGGAGCAGGCCAACGUGGAGAGCCUCAAUGACCGGCUGAGGAAGAGCCAGCAGCUGGUGGAGCAGCUGGGUGCAGAGCUGGCGGCGGAGCGCUCCACCUCCCAGAGCCGCGAGGGAUCCAGACAGCAGCUGGAGAGGCAGAACCGAGAGCUGAAGGCCAAGAUGCAGGAGAUGGAGGGCCAGGGCCGCUCCAAACUCAAAGCCUCCAUCGCCGCCCUCGAGGCCAAGCUGAGAGAGGCAGAGGAGCAGCUGGAGAUUGAGAGCAGAGAGCGUCAGGCCAACGGCAAGAAUCUGCGUCAGAAAGAGAAGAAGCUGAAGGAUUUGACCAUCCAGAUGGAGGACGAGAGGAAGCAGGCGCAGCAGUACAAAGACCAGGCGGAGAAGGGCAACGUGCGGGUGAAGCAGCUGAAGCACCAGCUGGAGGAGGCGGAGGAGGAGGCUCAGCGCAUGGCAGCAGCUCGCAGGAAGCUGCAGCGGGAGCUGGACGAGGCCACCGAGGCCAACGACACGCUCAGCAGAGACAUGGCUUCGCUCCGGAGCAAACUCAGACACUACUGAUCUGCAAACUUUCCUCAAAGCAUGCUGGGAAUAUUCUCCUCUUUUUCUACGGGCUCUUUUAACUUCCGUUUCCUCAUCGCUCUCCUAAUGCCUCCAGUUUACACCUGCUGCAAGAUUUCAGGGGCUUCAGCUUUCUUAUUUUUUUUUUUUCGCUUUGCAACAAGCCACCUUCCUCUAUCCUUCCUCUCCUUCUGACCCCUCGCCCGUUCCUCCUCUUCAUCUUCCUCCUGAUGUGUCGGCUGUUCCCAGGCGCGGCGG
Molecule: messenger RNA, 6452 nt
Organism: Perca flavescens (yellow perch)
Lineage: Eukaryota; Metazoa; Chordata; Actinopteri; Perciformes; Percidae
Product: myosin-11
Exons: 43
Coding region: 387-6194 (1935 amino acids)
Biological process (GO): actomyosin structure organization
Cellular component (GO): myosin filament; myosin II complex; cytoplasm
Molecular function (GO): ATP binding; actin filament binding; microfilament motor activity
Source: RefSeq, a predicted model, not a curated record